UAACAAUCACUACCACUCCUCACUCUCUCAUCUCCCAAAUCAAAUACUCCUAAUUAAUGGCAGCCAUGGCCACCACCCUCACCUCCUCCCUCUCCAAAACCCAAUUAUUCGACACCAAGUCCUCUUUCCAUGGCUCCGCCGUGCCAACACGCCCCCAGCCACCGAAAUCCGCGUCCGUGACCAUGUCCGCCGCCUACAACCUUGACAGCUUCAAAUUCCAGCCGAUCAAGGAAUCCGUGGUCUCCCGGGAGAUGACAAGGCGCUACAUGACCGACAUGAUCACCUACGCCGACACCGACGUCGUCAUCGUCGGCGCGGGCUCGGCCGGGCUCUCCUGCGCGUACGAGCUCAGCAAGAACCCCAACAUCAACAUCGCCAUCAUCGAGCAGUCCGUCAGCCCCGGUGGCGGCGCGUGGCUCGGCGGCCAGCUCUUCUCCGCCAUGGUCGUCCGCAAGCCCGCCCACCACUUCCUCGACGAGCUCGAGAUCGAGUACGACGAGACGGACGACUACGUCGUGAUCAAGCACGCCGCCCUCUUCACCUCCACCAUCAUGAGCAAGCUCCUCGCCCGCCCCAACGUCAAGCUCUUCAACGCCGUCGCCGCCGAAGACCUCAUCGUCAAGAACCAGAGGGUCGCCGGCGUCGUCACGAACUGGGCCCUCGUUUCCAUGAACCACGACACACAGUCGUGUAUGGACCCCAAUGUCAUCGAGGCCAAAAUCGUGGUCAGCUCCUGCGGCCACGACGGCCCCUUCGGCGCCACCGGAGUCAAGCGCUUGAGGAGCAUCGGGAUGAUCGACAGCGUCCCCGGGAUGAAGGCCCUCGACAUGAACACCGCGGAGGAUGCCAUUGUCAGGCUCACCAGGGAGGUCGUUCCUGGAAUGAUCAUCACCGGCAUGGAAGUCGCCGAGAUCGACGGAGCCCCGAGAAUGGGGCCGACUUUCGGUGCGAUGAUGAUUUCGGGCCAGAAGGCGGCGCACUUGGCGUUGAGGGCUCUGGGGCUGCCCAAUGCUUUGGACGGAGCGGUGGCUGCUCAACCGGAAUUGGUCCUUGCCUCGGCCGAGUCUGAUGUGGUAGAUGCCUGAUUCUGUGCUAGUUUUUUUUUAUAAAUAAACUGAGGCGCAGCAAUCGAAUGUAAUGGGCUUCUGAGAGUUGGGUUUCUAUGUUCAUCAUGUUUCUUCUCGAGUUAUCUACUUUGAUUUUACUCAACCUCA
This is a messenger RNA of Salvia splendens (bonfire salvia), 1214 nucleotides long. Its product is annotated as thiamine thiazole synthase 2, chloroplastic. Lineage: Eukaryota; Viridiplantae; Streptophyta; Magnoliopsida; Lamiales; Lamiaceae. Gene Ontology annotation, biological process: thiamine biosynthetic process. The coding region runs from base 57 to 1085 and encodes 342 amino acids. The transcript has 2 exons. The record is from RefSeq and is a predicted model, not a curated record.